GGAAGAGAAGAGGGUCUCUUUCCCGGCCAUCUUGUGGCAGCAUCUAGCAAGCCGUGCGCUUCAAGCCUCGUAGAAUCGGAGGAGAAUCCCGUUGAAGGGGCGCCAUCAUGCCCGGACAUCUGCAAGAAGGCUUCGGCUGCGUUGUAACCAAUCGGUUCGACCAGCUAUUUGAUGAUGAAUCCGACCCGUUCGAGGUGUUAAAAGAGGCAGAGAAUAAGAAGAAGGAUGGGGGUGCCCCUGGUGCCGCCAAGACUGCUGCCCAAGCAGCGAAGCAGCCGAAAAAAGAGUCUCAGAAGGACAGGAAGAACCCGCUUCUCGACAAGAAGGAAGAAGCACAGGCUCCAGUCCCACUUAAGAAAGAGGGUAUUAGGAGAGUGGGCAGAAGGCCUGACCAGCAGUCUCCACACCAGGGACAGCCAGGUUCUCAGCAGCAGGGAGCUCCAGGAGAGGGUCGCCCUGCGGACAGGAGGCCAGACAGAAGGCCCCCUCGCGAACGGCGCUUCGACAAACCAGCCGAAGACAAGCCCGAGGGUGGCGAGUUCUCUGUGGAGAAGUCUGUAGGGGACAGGCCCAUGAGAGGCCGCGGCGGUGGUCGAGGGGGACGCGGUGGCCGCGGGCGUGGCAUGGGCAGGAGUGACGGCUUUGACUCUCGUGGAAAACGUGAAUUUGACAGACACAGUGGUAGCGACCGAUCCAGCCUGAAAGCUGAAGAAAAGCGUGGAGGAAGUGGAUCUCACAACUGGGGCACUGUCAAGGAUGAACUGAGCGAGCUUGACCAGUCCAAUGUCACUGAGGAGGCUCCUGAAGGAGAGGAGCACCCCCCUGCCGAUUCUGAGAACAAGGAGAAUGAGGUUGAGGAGGUCAAAGAAGAGGGACCUAAGGAGAUGACUCUGGAUGAAUGGAAGGCCAUGCAAGACAAGGAGCGAGCCAAGGUGGAAUUCAACAUUCGCAAGGCUAACGAGGGUGCCGAUAGCCAGUGGAAAAAGGGAUAUGUGCUGCACAAGUCCAAGAGCGACGAAAGACCUGCUGGUACUUUAAUCGACAAUGCUGAGAUGGACCCUGAGACAACGGCCUACCAGAAGGGUCACACUGAUGAUGCGUCCGGAGACCACCACUGCCGGAAGCCCGCCAAUGACAUCACGUCCCAGCUGGAGAUCAACUUCGGAGACCUGGGGCGUCCUGGGCGUGGCCGCGGGGGACCCCGUGGUGGACGGGGGGCCCGUGGUGGCGGUGGCAGCAGGCCAUCACGUGGAGGCAGAUCUGAUAAGCCCAGUGGAGUGUCGGUCCCCAAUGUGGACGACCCCGAGGCUUUCCCAGCCCUGGCCUGAGAGAAGCCGCUGUCAGGCAAACCUUAAGCCCCUCCGGGCCCUCCUCUACGAGGCUUGCAUGCUUAUGGAUCCUUCAGCUUAAUAAAAAGAAAAACAACAGAAGACUGUCAUUCAUACCAUUCACACCUGAGGACUGAAUAUUAUCUGUUUUAAAAAAAAAGAAAGGACUUCUUGCUACUCUGAAGCAAAUUAUUGGUAGAGGUUUUGUAUUUAGAAACACGGUAGCAGGGAUGUUUUCAUACAGUAUUUUUUUCAGAGAUUAUGCAUUCUUCAUGAAUCCUUUUUGUAUUGCUGCUUGAAAAUAUGCAUUUCCAAAUAUAGGUGUGAAGAGUGUGUAUCAGUUAGUUCAUGGUGUCCUGUUGCUUGCUUUCUUCACUUUCAGACAGCAGUGUCGAGAUAUGUUUAGGGAUCGUGCAGUCAGCAAGUUCUACCAAAAAGAACAGGUUAAAAAGUUACAGCAUCAUUUUCAGUGAAAUGCACAGGACUAUAACAUCUGUGGUGGCCUGUAUAUUUUUAACCAUUUUUAAACUGAGACCAUGAAUUUUUUCUAGUAAUAUUUCUUGAUGAAUUUUUAUUUCUGAAGGUUUCUGAUAAAAUGGAUGCUUGUUCUUUUGUGCUCUGCUGGACUCUUAGUCCAGAAGUGUGCACCUUGUUAUGGUGUAAAGUUUCACCUUACAGUGUCAUUGAUAUUAAGGCCGAGGGUAGUUUUAAGGUGGGCGUUAGGUCAUUAAGGUCAGAUUAAAAAAAAGGCCAGCAUUUGCUUGGCUAAACAAAGGCUUCUGUGUGUGGUGACCAUUUAAAAUUUGACUUGAUUUUUGCCCUGGAGUUUGUUGCUGAAAGUGUGGGUUUCAGGCAGCAGCAGUCAGGCCACAGCUGCUCCCUUUUACCUGUUUUUCCCCUCCUCUGAAAAUCUACAUAUUUUUAAAACUUAACACUUUCAGCAGGUCAGGUGUGUUUUCCCCAUGCUGUGAAAGAUGACAUUUGCUGUUGUGGUGACCUUUUCAUGUAAUUUUUACAGCAGCACUACUGCAUAAUUCUUCUGAAAGAAAUACAGUUGUUCAGUUUGGAAAAAUCA
Molecule: messenger RNA, 2403 nt
Organism: Megalops cyprinoides (Indo-Pacific tarpon)
Lineage: Eukaryota; Metazoa; Chordata; Actinopteri; Elopiformes; Megalopidae
Gene: serbp1a
Product: SERPINE1 mRNA binding protein 1a
Exons: 9
Coding region: 108-1328 (406 amino acids)
Cellular component (GO): cytoplasm; nucleus
Molecular function (GO): mRNA 3'-UTR binding
Source: RefSeq, a predicted model, not a curated record